AUCGGCACCAAGGACGCCUGCAAUGACAUAUGCACCCGCUUACACAUGAUGUUAUCUACUCAUUUCACGGUUAGGAAAACCACCUGAUGUCGAAUAUCUACCCACCAGUGCCCCAUGGAGGCGUUCAACAUCAUAAACGCCCACGCAGGCGCUAUGACGAAAUCGAGCGCAUAUACAAUUGCAGUUGGAACGGCUGUGAGAAGGCGUACGGAACCCUGAGCCAUUUGAACGUGCAUGUCACGACACAUUCGCAUGGCAUGAAGCGUACGGCGGAAGAGUUCAAAGAGAUUCGCGAAGAAGGGAAAGCCAAGAACAAGAAAAAAGAAGAACGGCUUCGAGUGGAGGAUGGACGUACUGGCGCCGAAGGCCGUCAGACCAACUGCCCGCAAGUGUAUAGUACACUCCAGUCUCAUAUAUCGACGCCGGGCGGGGUCGUAGGUAGUGGUCCACAGCUCCUCAUCAAUAGCUUUGUUCCUACGCGUGGUGAACAAAGUCGCCCACAUAGGGCUCAAUCUCCAGCAAUUCUGUAUUAG
This is a messenger RNA of Pseudovirgaria hyperparasitica, 533 nucleotides long. RefSeq lists its product as uncharacterized. NCBI's taxonomy places the organism in Eukaryota, Fungi, Ascomycota, Dothideomycetes, Acrospermales, Acrospermaceae. The record is from RefSeq and is a predicted model, not a curated record. The transcript has 2 exons. Bases 87 to 533 code for a protein of 148 amino acids. Gene Ontology annotation, biological process: regulation of DNA-templated transcription.